Galendromus occidentalis (western predatory mite) is the source of this 985-nucleotide messenger RNA. Its product is annotated as 1,5-anhydro-D-fructose reductase. Gene Ontology annotation, molecular function: oxidoreductase activity. The coding region runs from base 1 to 936 and encodes 311 amino acids. The transcript is spliced from 5 exons. NCBI's taxonomy places the organism in Eukaryota, Metazoa, Arthropoda, Arachnida, Mesostigmata, Phytoseiidae. The record is from RefSeq and is a predicted model, not a curated record.
AUGUCGCUUUGUAACGGCGCCGAGAUCCCCGUCCUGGGAUUUGGAACCGCCAAGUGCGAUGACGUCUAUACGGCAAUCUGUACAGCCAUCGAUGCCGGCUAUCGCCAUCUGGAUACUGCCUAUGUGUACCACAACGAAGCAGAGAUCGGUCGCGCGCUCGGAGAUAAAAUUCGCGCCGGCGUUAUCACACGGGAAGAUCUGUGGAUCACGACUAAACUAUGGAAUUCGUAUCAUCGAUCGGAGCAAGUUGAAGAAUGCCUACAGAGAUCUCUGAUUGCUCUGGGUGUUGAUUACGUGGAUCUGUACCUUGUACAUUGGCCGAUCGCAUUCCGAGAGGGACAUGAAGGACUUCCACAAGAUGGACCUCCAAUAACGACCGAUGUCGACUACAUCGACACCUGGCGAGGCAUGGAAGAAGUCUACAUGGAGGGGAAAGCUCGGAACAUCGGGGUCUCUAAUUUCAACAGUGAGCAGAUCGAUCGGCUCCUGGUCAACUGUGAUAUCCGUCCUCUGGUUAAUCAAGUCGAGGCAAACGUUCACUUAAACCAGGAGAAGCUCCGCUCGUUCUGUGGUCAGAGGGGAGUCUCGCUCACGGCGUACAGUCCGCUGGGUUCUCCCGGCUACAAGCGGUGGCCAACUCCUUGCAGCAAUCAAAACGGUCCAAAACCCCUCGAAAACCCUGUUGUGGCUUCACUCGCCUUGAAAUAUUCUAAAACUCCCGCCCAAAUUCUGCUCCGGUUCCUAAUUCAGCGAGGGAUCAGCUCGAUUCCGAAGAGCUCGGCGGCCGAAAGAAUCAAAGAGAACAUAGAUGUGUUCGACUUCAACAUCGACCCGGAAGACAUGCGACAGCUGAUGGCUCUCGAUCUCGGCUACCGACGUUUCUGCGCAGAUAAUCUCAGAGAGCACAAGUUUUAUCCAUUUGCGACCGAAUUCUAGCUCGCUCUCGUAUUUGUCAUCGAAUCAUGCGAUCUUAGAGAUUACUCCU